GGGUUGUCGUAAUGGCUGGGGCUUACACCUGAUAGUUCCCUUCUGUGCUGUGCGCGCUGCUUUACAAACGUUACAUCAACGACCCUGAUGCAGGAGUGACCAGACUACACCGUGGACCUGUACCUGCGUCAGCGCUGGCUGGAGCUGAGGUUCCUCAACAACACUCUGACGCGGCCGCUGGACCUCAACGACCCCAUACUCGUCAAGAUGCUGUGGAAGCCCGAGGUUUACUUCCCCAACGCCAAGGACUCCGACUUCCAGUACGUCACUGUACCAAACGUCAUGCUGAGGAUACACCCUGAUGGCAGCAUCCUCUACAUCCUGAGAUUGAAGCUGACCUUCUCGUGCAUGAUGGACCUCUCCAGCUUCCCCCUCGACCACCAGACCUGUUACAUCCAGAUCGCCAGCUUCGUCAAGACCACGCGGGAGCUGGAGCUUGUGUGGUACGAGCACACGCCGAUCAAAAUGUAUAAGAGACUGAAGCUACCCCAGUUUGAGAUGAAGGAGAUCAGAGUGGACUCCUGCAACCAAUCCUUCCACAUUGGUAACUACAGCUGCCUGCAAGCGGUGUUCGACCUGCGUCGCAACAUCGGGUACCACCUGGUACAGUCCUACCUGCCCACCUCCCUGAUCGUGGUGGUGUCCUGGGUCAGCUUCUGGCUCGACGUCGACGCCAUACCCUCGCGCGUCACCCUCGGGGUCACCACUCUCCUCACCGUGUGCUCCGAGUCCACUUCCUUCAGGGACAAGAUGCCCACAGUGUCGUACGUGAAGGCUCUGGACAUCUGGAUGGGGUCGUGCACAGCUUUCGUGUUUCUAGCACUGGUGGAGUUCACCGUUGUCAAUCACAUCGCACGCCAUCAUCGCCGCUUCCUGUUCUGGGGCUCAGUUUACGGCCAGCCAGCAAUAUCCCCCCAAAGUUCCACUCCUCACCACCACCAUCACCCCACAUCCCUCGGCAGGCUUUCCUCCACCGAGUGCCCCACCCACGGCUCUAUCUACGCCUGCGUCAGAGCUGCCUCUCAGGGUGGCCAUGCAGUCACCCUCAUGCAACGACAGGAUGCCAGUAAACACGUUCGCAAGAAAUCUACCAUAUCGCUGACGGUGGAAACCAGAAGAGCCGAGGACGAGCAGAAGCGGCGCAGGAACAGCAGUGGUGGGGAGACCCGUCAGAGAGAGGAUCUGGUUGCUGGCGCCUCGAGCUGUGGUCAUGCUCCUGACGUGUACCGCGUGACUAGCGGCGGUCAUGCCGCUGAGGCAAGCAGUGAGGACCUCAAUGACGACCUUGACCCCGGUGUGUGCUCGCGCGCUCUCAGUGACGUGGGCCUAGCGUGCCUGCCGUCGCUGUGGCGUCAGGAAGCUGUGCUUGCCAAGAGGAUUGACAAGACGUGCAGGGCGCUCUUCCCAGCUCUCUUCAUCUUGUUCAACCUCGUCUACUGGCUUUACUAUCAAGUCUUUACCUGAUGACUCGUCCAGUCAGUCUGAUCCAACUACCGGCUUCCAGAUUACUCAACGACCUUCCAUAAAGAUGAUAGUUGCGCAUGCUGAAUGUUCAAAAUAAAUUAUGUACAGGGGUGAUUUUUCACUAAUUUUUAAUAUUAUAUGCCCAAGGCCAAGUAAGUAAUUAUCAAAAGAAGGCACCAAGCCCGUUAGACUAUGUAGCACCAUCAAAU
Procambarus clarkii (red swamp crayfish) is the source of this 1673-nucleotide messenger RNA. Its product is annotated as glycine receptor subunit alpha-4. Gene Ontology annotation, cellular component: neuron projection; synapse; plasma membrane. Gene Ontology annotation, molecular function: transmitter-gated monoatomic ion channel activity involved in regulation of postsynaptic membrane potential; chloride channel activity; transmembrane signaling receptor activity. NCBI's taxonomy places the organism in Eukaryota, Metazoa, Arthropoda, Malacostraca, Decapoda, Cambaridae. The record is from RefSeq and is a predicted model, not a curated record. Gene Ontology annotation, biological process: chloride transmembrane transport; signal transduction; nervous system process.